Molecule: messenger RNA, 3323 nt
Organism: Galleria mellonella (greater wax moth)
Lineage: Eukaryota; Metazoa; Arthropoda; Insecta; Lepidoptera; Pyralidae
Product: VPS35 endosomal protein-sorting factor-like
Exons: 18
Coding region: 324-3179 (951 amino acids)
Biological process (GO): endocytic recycling
Cellular component (GO): endosome
Source: RefSeq, a predicted model, not a curated record
UUGAAUAUUUGACUUUGUUUUUUUCCUCAAAUAUUUUUAUUAUUGUUUAUAUUGUAAAUUGUUAGACUUUUCUUGUUUUAUAUUUUAAAAUAUUUUGCAAUUUAUCUAUUAUUAAAAAGGGUUAUACAAUUUCUUAGGUAAAUGUGAAAGUAAAUGUGUAAGAAUGAUAAAACUUGGAUGUAGCUGAGUUUAUCACAAAUUUUAGUUAUUUAAAAUGGAUAUAAUAUUUAGUACAUAAUUUUGUAUUUAAUAGUUCUUUAUCCAAAUUCUAUAACAACCUUUCUGUUAGGUUUUUUACUUAAAAAGACUUGCAUACAGGAUAAAUGAUGCCGGUUUACUAUCAGUGGUCAUCUUUAAAAAAACAGAAUUGCAAUAAACAAGAUUAUCCUAGAUUUGAAGUAUCCAGUCAUCCAUUGAAAAGCAAUGUAGCUAUUGUGAAUGAUAAUGCCACCGCAAGAAAAAGUUUAAUGGAUAGUUUAAGUAAAUGGAGUUCAGCAUUUGAAGAAGUUGAUCCAUUGUUGCGAUUUGAACAAAUGAAUAUGGAAGAUGAUUUGAGUCAUAUUGAAGUCAUAGAUAAGGUUUCCAAUUAUUCUAAAACUUGGAAUUUAAAACGUUCAGCCAUAUUAAGUAAAUAUACAACAGGAGAAAAGUUAACAAUUAUUAGCAGUUUCCUACCUGGAGGUGAAAAAAUUAGUUCAUUUUCAGCGCUUAUAAGACAGGUAUCAAAUCUCAAUGAGAAAGUGAAGCAUAGACUGGAACAAUUGGACGAUUUUGAUGAAGGCUCUGUGCGAAAAACUAUGGGACUGAGUCAACAAGAAUUUGUUGUAAAAAUUAAUAUGCUCAACGAUGAAAUAAAGAAGGCCUGGGAUUCUGAACAAAGAGUGAAGGCAUUUAAAAUAGGUAUACAGUGCUCAAAAUUGUUAUCAGACGUAACUGUAAUGCAAUUUUACCCAAGUAAAUUUGUAUUGAUCACAGAUAUAUUGGAUACUUUUGGUAAUUUAGUAUUUGAUAGACUGAAGUUGAAAAGUUAUGGGACGGCGGGGGUAAAUAAUAUACAAGACAUUGAUCCUGCACAAGUGCCAGAGUCAGCAAAAGAAACAUGUCAAAAUUGGUUAUUUAAAAUGGCCUCUAUAAGAGAGUUGCUUCCACGUCUUUACAUGGAAAUGUCCUUAUUGAAAUGCUACUUAUUUAUUUCAAAGGAAGAGAUAAAACCUGCUGUGGCGAGACUUACUAAAAUGAUUAGGGGUAUAGGGAACCCAUUAGUAGCAGCAUAUUUAAGGGUUUACUUGUGCAAUGUCGCUUCGAAGAUAUUAGGACAAGAUAGUGAAGACAUUUAUUAUAAUAACUUGAAAGAAUUUCUUGAUGACUACCAACAGAUAUUUCACCAAAUGAUGAGAAAAAAAUAUGAAGCACAAUUAUUAACAAUGGAUAAAUAUUUGAACCUUUAUGUGCCGGCUGUUGAUUGGUUAAUGUACUGUACCCUCAACGAUUCCAGUAAAUGUAAACAGACUCUUCUGGAAGAAUUACUAGCGCAAUGUGAACAAAUUGAAAAUAAUGAACUGCUACUUUGUUGCGUCGUAUCAGCCUUUGAUUCUUCAAAUAUUAUAAAGAAAUCUUCAUGUAUCUUAGAAAUGGUUGAGAAUGACGUUGACAGGAUGGUUCUGAUAAAUGAAGUUCUGUCGUCGCUCGGAGAACAUCUUUGUACAGCGGAUAACUAUCGUCAUCAGUCUGCGGAAACAUUGAUUCAAACGUUUUGGAAGAUUGCAAGCAGCAUGCAGUCGGCUUUGCAUUUCCUACAGGUUUUAGAGCCUUGGCUUCAGUUCGCAUGUACACAUUUAUCGACACAACAUGUUAAUAUUAUAUUGAGAGGAACUAUUCGUUAUAUGGUAAAAUGUGGCAGACCAGCUGAUGAUUUUUCUGGGAAUUUUCAGUUUGUCUUGAAGAGGAUGUUGAAAUCUAUUCCAGAUGUUGAAGAACUAUUUCUCAUGGACGCAUUUAUGCCACUAGUGGAGUUGGUACAAACCUCAAACGCGCGCACCAUGAUGGCUAAAACAGUAUUGUCGAUGUUUUUCUCACGUUACGACUCCAAUUGCAUAGAGGAUCACAUCAUCAUCUCGAGCUUGAUGAGGCUGUGUACUAUAUUACACGAUUCUAUAAAUGCUGUAACAGUUGAAGACGAGAGUAAAUUAUAUGCUGACCUCAUCAAUAAGUUCAUACAGGCCGUCAGUUAUCAAGACGACUUUGAGCAACAGCUAAACUUCUACGUAGAGUCUCGAUCUGCUUUCAUUAAGCUAGAUGCAGUACUUGUGACGUUGGUACAUGCUGUGAACGCGCUGUCGCUGCGCGGCGCCGGGGGUGCUGGUGGUGCGGGCGCGGCGUCGGGCGGGUGGCUGCAGCGCGCGUGUGCCGCGUACUGCUUCGUCACCGUCCCCUCGCUGCACUGCGCGAUCACCAAGCUGCACCUCUACCUGCUCUCAGGACAGGUCGCGCUGCUUAACAACUGCAUCGGCCAAGCUGAGGCCAACUUCAAAGCUCUUAUUGGGUUGAUACCAGACAUUCCAGACUAUAUAUUGGAAGACGGUCAGAAGAAACCAACGCAUACUAAAGUCGCUGGAAUACUGAGUGACUUCUUGUCUACAAUGUUGAUAUUACCCGACAAUUUGGAUAGUAACUGCAAAGCAUAUAUAUUGAGUGGUUUAAUAAAGACAAUCGAGAGGAUACAUUGGAAAAAAACAGAACCGUUAUAUUACUCAACUUUACUUCGCAUUUUGGAUCUACUUUGUGAGAUGACGCAAGAGAAAUAUGCUUAUCAUUUGGAUUCUGUUCUGUCAAAUGAUGUGCUCUAUGGAUCUGAAACAGAGUUUGUAGAGAUUAUAGAAAACUAUGCAACAAAUAUCUGUCAAGAACUUUUAGUAGUUCUGAAGAUGCUCGGCGAUGUUAAAGAAACCAAGAAACAAUAUAAUUUAGCUUUGGAACUAUUUUGGCGAGUCAUAAGGCGAGGUGAUUUACUCCAAGGCCCCAUGUUAAGUUUAGCAGCAAAUUUAUGGAUGUUGUCACAAAAACUACAGGACUCCAACAACAAACUUGCUAAAACCAUGCUAUUGGCGUUACAAAAUGACUCUAAGCCAGCAAGCCGACGUUUACUUCAGAAACUUGAAGAAAGUUCGAAAGCAUCUUAAAGUAAAUUUCUUUUAAAUUAUUAAUAAGUAAUAAUAAAAUUAAUGGUCAGUAAAGAAUGCCUGUAUUUAUGCAAAUAUCAUAAAAUAAAAAAAAAUAUGUACGAGUAUUUAUUGUUAUUACUAAUAUAGGUAUUUCAAAAUAUA